CCUAUGGGUAACUCCUGGUAUCAGUCUUUUAAGCCGUUAGCAUUCUCUUCUUUCUAUUUUCUUUAUGUCUUGGCUGUUUUCCUUCAUUGCCGCAUCAACGUCAAUAUUUGCAUUCACACACAAUCUUUCGCAAUCACUGAUUUGAAGCUGCCAAACCAUUUUAAUCAAUCAUGGACUUUGCUUUGCUGCAGGUGAAUGGUGAUGCUUAACCGAGGAGAGGAGCCUCAUUGUCAAAGCUCACCAACCAGACCCCAAAAUCCACUCCUGAAAAAAUGAACUCUCUUUCUCUAUCCCCAUCCGUCUAAACCUUCUCAUAUACUUCUUCACUCUCACUCGUCUUUGCUUGAAAACAACAUGCAGACUCACCUCAUCAGCCCUCUCUUCUUCUUCGUCUUCCUUUGCUUCCCAUUCUUGCUCAAUGUGAGUUUAGCCGGUGCUGCUAGGGUGCUGCUGGCCGGGGACAACCCACUUACGCCAAAAGCAUUUCUUAUUCGGUAUUGGGACAAGGAGAUCCACAAUAAUUUACCGAAAUCUCCAUUCAUUCUAUCCAAGGCAUCCCCAUUGAACGCCGUGGAUGCCGCCACUUUUACCAAACUCGCAGCCCAAAACGCACUCUCCACUAAGUUCUCCGCUUUCUGCUCCUCCGCCAAUCUCUUCUGCUUCCCAGAUUUAGCGCCCAGCUUCGAAAAUCACAAUGGAAACUCCAACUUUGCUGUCUACCUCAACAAGAACUUUACCAAUUAUGGCACGGGUGUGGUGAACGGAGUCGACUCGUUCAAGAACUACUCAGAUGGCGACAAUCUUCCUGUCGACUCUUUUCGCCGAUACGGCCGCACCUCCAUCGAUAACAACGAAAAAUUUUCAACUUAUGGCUCUGAAGGGAACGUCGUCGACCAAAGCUUCAACACCUACGGUGCCCAUAGCAGAGGCGGCGCCAGCGAGUUCAAGCAAUACAAUGAGCAAGUAAAUGUCCCAAAUCUCCGGUUCUCGUCUUAUUCCGAUGAUGGGAAUAAAAAGGCCCAAAGUUUCUCCAGUUAUACAGGGGACACAAACUCCGGUAGCGAAUCAUUCACCAGUUAUGGGAAGAACGGGAAUGCAGUCCCUAAUGAGUUUACGAACUAUGGAGAGAACUCGAAUGUGAUUCAGUCGGUUUUUACGAAUUACGGCGAGAAUAGUAAUGGAGCUAAUGAUACCUUCAAGUCUUAUGGGUUCAAUGGGAAUGUCCCAGAGAACAACUUCAAGAACUACGGUGCUAAAGGAGAUGGUUUUGAUACCUUCAUCAGUUACAGAGAAAAAUCCAAUGUGGGUGACGAUUCCUUCCAAUCGUAUGCUAAAAGAUCAACUCAAGGAAAUGUCAAUUUCAAUAAUUAUGGGAAAUCAUUCAAUGAGGGGAGUGAUACCUUCUCAGGAUAUGGUGAAGGAACAGAUGGGCAGAAGAUUGGGUUCAAAGGCUAUGGAGUGAACAACACUUUCAAAGAUUAUGCCAAUAAGAAGACUGUCUCUUUUUCCGAGUACAGCAAUAUAAGCUCUACAGCUACUACAAAUAAGCUCAGUGGUAAUUUGGUAAAUAAGUGGAUUGAGCCUGGCAAAUUCUUCCGUGAGUCUGAGCUGAAGAAGGGUAACGUGAUGCCAAUGCCGGACAUUAGAGAUAAAAUGCCACAAAGGUCGUUUUUGCCCCGGUCGAUCACCUCAAAAUUACCAUUCUCCACCACCGAGAUCACCCUACUCAAGGAUGCUUUCCACGCUGCAGAAAAUUCCACCAUGGAGAAGAUAAUUAUGGACGCUCUUAACGAGUGCGAGAGAGCCCCUAGCCCCGGCGAGACCAAGCGCUGCGUGGGCUCUGCCGAGGACUUGAUCGACUUCGCCACCUCCGUCUUAGGCCAGAAUGUGGUGGCAAGUACGACGGAAAACGUGAACGGAUCAAAGAAGGACAUCAUGAUCGGAUCAGUCAAAGGGAUAAACGGUGGAAAAGUGACCAAGUCCGUAUCUUGUCAUCAGAGCUUGUUCCCUUACCUGCUCUAUUACUGCCACUCGGUUCCCAAAGUUCGGGUUUACGAAGCGGACAUCUUGGAUCCAAAUAGCAAGGCAAAGAUCAACCACGGCGUUGCCAUUUGUCACUUAGAUACUUCCUCUUGGAGCCCCACCCACGGAGCAUUCUUGGCUUUGGGUUCGGGUCCGGGUCGGAUCGAGGUGUGCCACUGGAUUUUCGAGAACGAUAUGACUUGGACCACCGCGGAUGAAUAAGCUUGGCGAACUUGGUUUCGGUUGGCUUUUGUAUUAUCCUUGUUUGGGUUCGAACCCCCGGCUAAAAAAGGUUAGCCGGCGGCUCGAUCUUUAUAAAGCUUGGUUUAAAUAUCAGAGUAUUUAUAAGUUGUGGGUUUCUUAAUUAUUAGAGACAGGGUUAAGUCGUUUUGGGAAAAGCUUAUUAUUAUCAACCAUAAAUCUCUUAAAUAAUAAAUCUCUAAUUGAUUA
Hevea brasiliensis (rubber tree) is the source of this 2472-nucleotide messenger RNA. Its product is annotated as polygalacturonase 1 beta-like protein 3. NCBI's taxonomy places the organism in Eukaryota, Viridiplantae, Streptophyta, Magnoliopsida, Malpighiales, Euphorbiaceae. The record is from RefSeq and is a predicted model, not a curated record. The transcript is spliced from 2 exons. Bases 355 to 2244 code for a protein of 629 amino acids.